AUGAUUUUCUACUUGAAUUUUGUUUGCAAGUAUCUUGGAGAAAAACAAAGUUCUCUUUCAUAUCUUAAAAGCAAAGUUUUUCAUUUUCUUCUGAGUAUAUGUCAUCAAUGUCCAUUUUUCUUAUUUUAUUCACUUGGCUUUAAAUUUCAUAAAGCAAAGCAAUUCAUUAAAUCGAAAGUAGGAACUCAUCUAUGCUAUACCUAA
Molecule: messenger RNA, 204 nt
Organism: Blepharisma stoltei
Lineage: Eukaryota; Ciliophora; Heterotrichea; Heterotrichida; Blepharismidae
Source: the annotation of a GenBank genome assembly